AUGUCAGAGCUGAGGACGCCACAUUUCUGUCACCAAGUGAGAGCAGAUGGAUAUCAGUGCGAUCGUGACGACGAUGAGAAUGAACGCACGAUUCAUCUGGCAGCGUUGCGGCAACUACUCGAGAGCGAAACCGGCGGCACAACUUGUCCAAGUUGUAACAUGCCCUUUGAUAAGGGCAAAAAGAGAAAGCUGAUUGACACAUGCGGACAUGAACGGUGCUACGCUUGCAUGUUUAGAAACGAAGCGUGCCCCAUCUGCGCUCGAAAGAGCCAAGGCAGGAAAGUGAUGGAACGAUACACACCUUCACCGCAGCGGUCAGAACCGGAAUGGCAGUCACCGAUGCGUCUUCCAAAGCCACCGAAGCAAGCCAACCUUGCACAGAGCUGCCCCACACCACCACACACAAGGAGAAGAUUCUUCUUAAGCCCGAAGUCGUUGCGCAGUCCGUUUGGACAACGUGCAAGUCGACAUUCUAACGAAAACGUCGUGCCUUUAUCAGAUGACGAAGGAGGUCAUAUAAAACAAGGUUACGAGUCUCGACGUCAAAAUGAUCUCUACAUGCGCUUGGGCUUACUACUGGGCGAACGGCGAUCCAGAAACAAAUCGCGGGAUAGCUGCACUUCCCUUGCAUCGCUCGAUUCACAUACCCUAGCUUCACACAACACUAGUCCGGUAUCUACGCUGACGGGUUCAUCCGAAGUAGAUGGUGCUACUCCAGGGCUACUAGGUAGAGACUCCCUUGGUUCACUCGCUUCGAUGUCAUUAUCCGCUGCUAGUAAUUGCUCUUCAUCAAGUCCUGGAAGUAGACGGCAUUCAGUUACAACAUUACAAAACGGUAGAGAGGAAUUGACUCGAAUGUCAUCAGGUUUCUUCAAGAACAGAAAAACUGCAGCCAGAAGAUCAGCGAGGGUUAACAGCAAAGCGUCAACGUCGUCUGAUAUUAAAAAAGUACACCCAGCACCACAGCUAACAUUACGACCACUCUUCUUUGAAGUCCCGUCAACUGAUGGCCAGACACCCUUCUCCGGAAGACAGUGGCUCAUGCGAGACAUGGAGAAGGCUUUGGAUUCAGCAGCUUCAGGUGUAAUGAUCUCAGGAAAACCAGGUACAGGAAAAACCGCCUUAAUACUACAAUUAGUCGAAUACUCUUGUUUUGGUCGGAAAAGAAACUUCGAGUAUGAAGAGCUCCGGGAACAAACAGACAUAAGAGAAUUAUUACCUGAAGAAAUCGCAGCAGAAAUGGUGACACAACUUGCAUCGCAAGUCGUGGCUUAUCAUUUUUGUCAGGCUGACAACAAUAGUACCUGUCUAGUUGGUGAAUUCGUGCAUUCUUUAGCAGCACAACUGUGUCAGGCUCCUCGUCUACAGGCGUACAGGGAAUAUUUACUUAGCGAAGCCCAUCUGUUAGCUUGCCUUUCCCUUAAAGAGUGCAUUGCAGACCCAGAUCUAGCUUUCGUAAGAGGAAUCAUCGAACCACUAUCGAUUCUACGCCGCAACGGAAGCAUAGAUUCCACAAACAGCAUUAUAUUAGUCGAUGGUCUAUGCGAAGCUGAAUACCACAGACCGGAUCAUGGCUAUACAAUCGCAUCAUUCCUUUCAAGACACGUUCCCGAAAUGCCUUCGUGGCUCAAAAUCGUUGCAACUAUACGGACUCAAUUCUUGGAGUUGACUAAACAAUUACCAUACACGAGGCUCAGUUUAGAUGAAUCGGACAACGUCAAUAAAGAUCUAUUAGAAUACUUCAACUCUAGAGUUCAACAAGCGCCCAUCAUCGAAACUAAUAUUAAAAGUUCCAUUGGAAAGACUGAGGGCGUUCACAACCCAGUCAUGAAGUUCGCACAAUACGUUCUCCAUUUAAGUCAAGGAUCUUUCUUAUUCUUGAAAUUAAUAUUGGAUUUAUUGGAAAGAAGUCAUAUAGUGGUCAAGUCGACGAACUAUAAAGUGGUGCCAAUAUCGUUGGCACAAAUAUUUCUAUUACAGUUCAACUUACGCUUCCCCACUGUGCAAUCGUUUGAAAAGGUCACGCAUAUUUUAAGCGUUUGCUUGUCAGCUUUAUAUCCUUUAACGUUAGUUGAAAUAUACUAUUCGGUGAAUUCGUUAUUGGUAGAUACAUUUUUGCCCUGGGAGGAGUUUUGUCAUCGCUUCGAAACCCUCACAGACUUUCUCGUGAAGCGCAUAGACAAUACGUACAUGUUUUUCCAUCCGUCGUUCAGGGAAUGGUUAAUCCGUCGAGAUGAUAAUGAGAGCUCCAAAUUCCUAUGCGAUUUAAGGGCGGGUCACUGCGGCAUAGCUUUUAGACUAUCAAGAGUACAAGCUCCUUUGGAUCCAGAGAAGUCAAUGGAGUUAGGACACCAUAUACUGAAAGCUCAUAUGUAUAGAAACCUUGGACCGGCUCAAUUAGGUUUGUGUCCAAGAGAUUUACAAGCUACUUUAGUAGCAUCAAGUGCUGCCAAUGUCGGCGAGGCUAUUGCAAAUUUAAGGAAUAUUUAUACACCAAAUGUAAAAGUAUCAAGACUCAUGCUUCUGGCUGGGGGGUCACCGAAUCAAGUAACGGACUGUCUUGGAAACGCCCCUUUGCUUUGUAUGUAUGCAUACCAGGGGAUAAUAGCAAUGGUUGGUUUAUUAAUAGAAUUUGGUGCUGAUCUGGAAAUGACUAACUCUCAAGGAUGCACAGCGCUCUCGUUGGCGUGUCAGAGGGGGCACACUGACGUCGCGAGAAUGCUUAUUGCUUCAGGCGCUUCCCUUAGUCACACUGACACAGCGGAACAAACGCCUUUAGUUCACGCAGCGAAAAAUGGCCACAGGGACACAGUUAUUUAUCUCCUGGGUUGUCAAACAGGCAAAGACGAUCGGAACACAAUCGAUCUAGAUGAUGACAACAUUGAGCAAUUAGUACCUGGCGCGAGACAUGCUUUAAUAGCAGCUUCGCAGAAUGGACAUCUUGAUAUUGUUGAAUACUUGUUAGAUACAGCCGAACUAAUUCCGGACGGUAUCUGCCCAGUAACAGGAGAGACAGCCCUAACUGCAGCUUGUUCUACUGGAAAUGCUUCCAUCGCUGAUGCCCUACUCAUCCGGGGAGCAACUCCUUAUUCUCUCAAUGCUCGGCAAAUGUCGCCAUUGGCUUUAGCAUCUAAAAACGGAAGAACCGCUCUGGUUCUACGGCUAUUGGACUCCGGUGCAGAUGUUGCUGGAUCAGGCGGGAAGAAUCCCUUGAUUUUGGCUGCUGCGGAAGGACAUGUUGAUGUAUUGGAAAUGUUGUUAGCUCAUGGUGCAGAUCCUGAAGCAGUCGACGCAGACGGCGUUUGCGCAUUAGGCUGGGCUGCGUUGCGUUCUCGUGUCCAUUCUGUUACUGCAUUGUUAGACAAAGGCGCCAAUAUUGAUCAACCAGAUGGCAGUGGAAGAACGCCGUUAGGUCUAGCGUGCGGUGGAUCAGCAGAAUUAGUAGAACUGCUAUUAGAAAGAGGAGCUUCGUUGGAAAAGGUUGACAAUAGUGGCCUCAGACCAUUGGACAGAGCUAUUGGACAAAGAAAUGUUCCCGUGGUCAAUUCUUUUCUGAGAAAAGGAGCAAAACUUGGACCCACCACAUGGGUAAUGGCGUCAGGCAAACCAGAAUUUAUGCUAAUUCUUCUGAACAAGCUCCUAGAAGACGGCAACCUUCUCUACCGAAAGAAUCGUCCCUCUGAAGCAGCCCAUCGCUAUCAAUACGCUCUCAAGAAAAUUAACCCCCUCAUCAGUGAUGAAGGAUUAACAGCACCAGGCGCACAACCUGUACCUCAUGAACACGUCUCAGCCUUCGUGCAGCUAAAGACCAAUUUGCUGUUGAAUUUAUCGAGAUGCAAGCGGAAACUCAAUGAGCCAUCAGAAGCGCUAGAUCUUGCCGCCCGUGCAUCUGUACUUCGCCCUAACGCGUUCGAAUGCGCAUACGCAAUGUCUCGUGCUAUUCUUGCUCUGAAUAAACCAGCUGACGCACUGCCACACGCUCGUCGUGCGUUACUACUAGCUCCGCCCACAGACCUCUCCGCCGCCAGAACUUUGAAGGCUUUACAACAGGAAAUACUGGCAAGAAUGAAUUCGUCUGCGCAUAUGGAGACGAGGUCCAUGAGAAACUACGACAGCAUCAGUUUAAAUAUGCCUUGA
Leptosia nina is the source of this 4137-nucleotide messenger RNA. NCBI's taxonomy places the organism in Eukaryota, Metazoa, Arthropoda, Insecta, Lepidoptera, Pieridae. The record is from the annotation of a GenBank genome assembly.